Messenger RNA from Gallus gallus (chicken), 6246 nucleotides. It is a transcript of the gene PLPP5, whose product is annotated as phospholipid phosphatase 5. The transcript is spliced from 7 exons. Gene Ontology annotation, biological process: phospholipid metabolic process. The record is from RefSeq and is a predicted model, not a curated record. NCBI's taxonomy places the organism in Eukaryota, Metazoa, Chordata, Aves, Galliformes, Phasianidae. Bases 4764 to 5663 code for a protein of 299 amino acids. Gene Ontology annotation, molecular function: phosphatidate phosphatase activity.
GAAGGGAGGGAAGAAGAAGAGGGGCAAAUAGGCGAUGAACUUGAAGAGACUGCUAUGACACAUUCAGUCUGUAUCAUCGGCGCUGUCUUGUGUGAACUGGGAGUGGGACCACUUACCAUUUACCAAGCAGAAGCAGGCAGUGGUGUUUGUUUUUUAUUGUUUGGUCUUUUACCCUUGAAUGUGCUACAGCAGCUCUUACUGUUGGAUAACAAACGUCUCGGCCUUCUAAAGCAAACAGUAGACCUUUUGACAGUGAAAAGAAUAUUCUGUUUAAAGAUGUUCAAGUGUAGAAAACAAAACAUAGCAACAUAUUUAUUUAUUUAAUUUCUAAAGGAUGUUGAAGAUCUGGCUUGGAUCAGUCAGCGUGUCUUUAAAAACAGCGAAGCCAACAUAACUCCCACGUCUAGUUUACAAAAAGAGCAAACCCUCCCCGCGCUGUGUAACAUUCAGGUAUCAUGAAGACAAAUAUGGGUUUCAGACCAGGUGACUGAAAUGCCUCCAUCCCGUACUUAUUUUUAAGGGCAGGUUGUAUAUCAUGUUAACUUGUGAAUAUUGCUGUAAAGCUUUUCCUGUGAGAAGUAACGUGUAUGGCUCUUCGGGAGUGCUUGUAACAUGAGUGCUAACAUUUUGAGAAGGAAGGAAGUAGCUGCUUGCUGGAGAGCUGUAAUUGGUGUUGUUUGCAGACAGGUGGGAAUUCAGACGGAGCUGAAUUGCACGAUGGUCAUUUCUUUACUAGGAAAACCUUCCUAGUUAGGAGAGCUCCUGGCCGUGGUCGCACUGCAGCACGCAGAACUGAGGUCAGCACGCUGCCCUGGGAGCACUGCCUCUGUCUUCUCUUGGUGGAGGAUUGUUCUGUGUGUGGAUUUGUCAUCUGCCAAGUUCUGCACUUGUUUUAUGGCAAUUAUGUUAUUGUGAAUCUUUAUUGCUUUCUUCUCAGACUCCCAUUGGCUUCAGAGGCAAUUCGAGGGCUUAAGGAAUCCAACCCAUCUUCAUGUUCCUUUUGGUUUGAAUAUUUAUGUUUUUAGUGAAAAAGAUUUUCUGACUUUAUAAUGUUCACUGUGAAUGGAGCUAAGAAAAGCAAGUUAGUCCCCUCCAGCACUUCUGCCAUAACAGAGUGUUUGCUGUGCUGGGUAAUGGGAUUCACAGCAGCCACUCUCAGCCUGGUGGGGUGUUUGUGUUUUGUAUUUCCUUUGUUAAUCUGCAGGGGAACAGGCUGCUUCACGGAGGCUGCUGAGGUGGCUUAGGUAGGCUCCUGCUCCAGAUUUUCUUCUGCAAACCUAUCCUGUCUUGCAAUCCUCAAGCAAGGAGCUUAGAGGGAUUAGUUUCCCCAGGCUGAAGUUGGUCGUUGGUGAAUCUCCUCUCCUAGCCUGCAGCCUUUCCAAGUGCCACAGUCAGCGUGCUUUGGCUGUGUGCUGGUGCUAGCUUUUUGCUAACGGCUCUUGGAGGUAACCCCGAAUGAAAGGAAUUAAUAGUAAGUGUUGCUGGCAUCUGGCUAAAUCGAGCCUUUGAAUUAAUUCUCAAGAACCCUGUCUCUGGGAAACUGCUGACAUAAACCUGCAGGAACGUGGUGACUUCUCAGCCUGAGAAAACAGGCAAGGAAGGCACGUGUGGGAUUUUGGAGCCUGUCUUGCUUCUGGCUGCUGUCCUUCUCACUCUCUAACUUACGCAUGGGGGGGAAAAAAUGUGUGUGCACUUGUGAAGUUACAGAAUACACUACGGUCCCUUGAAGCAGCCGUGGUGCCAAGCAGCUGAUCUGAGCAGGCUGAGCCCUCCUGCAGCCUGUGGGUGUUUGGGGGCGCAGCGGUGCCAGUGCUGCUGGGCUCAGCCGAUGGCACGGAGGGCUGGUGGGGACAUAAAGCACUUCUUGUGGUCCAUGCUACGGUGAAUGUCUGAAACACUAAUCUUGCUUGAAAUAUUUUUUACAGAAAUAUUUACGGAAAGAAUUUUAUUUUUCUGAAGGUUUUGUGUGAGAAAUGUCUCUUUUUGAGCUCUUACUGGGGGUGUUUCACCUCUUUAGGGAUUCCAAACGCAGCCGUUGCUGCGGUGUCUGUAAGGCCUGAUGUGUUUACUUUGUUUUAUUUAUUAGUCUUGGUAGUGUUGAAAUGAUUUUCUCCUGGGAAGUCAGAGCAUUCCGAUGAUUGCAAACGUGUUGUAGUGUGAGUGCACCUCACUCUGUGUCCGUGGGGACAUACUGAGGUGUGCUGAUGCCAGAAGCCUUCACAGCUGUUGGAGAUGGUAGUGAGCAGAACACAGCUGGUGAGCAUUAAUUGCCACGUGAGACCUGCUGCUGUGAUGUACUGUUAUGCUGGAUAGCACAGAAAGGGAAGGUUUGCAAAAGGCUUUAAAGACUUCUGAAAUGCUGUGAAUUGAGGCCUGCUGCUACUCCUGUGCUGUGCCACUCGAUUCCUGCUUAACUUUUUUCUCAAACUUCUUACAGGUGCUCCUUUUUUCCACCAAAAAAAAAAAAAAAAAAGUAAUAAUGAUAGCCAGCAGCUGGGCUUGGACUCAAAAGGGAAAGCAGGAAAUUGGUUUGUAAGCCUGUGCAGCUCAUGAACAAAAGUCAGAACUGGAUGUCGCACUGCUGAAGAGAAGGUGAAUCUUUCUGAAAUCAUAAAGGGUGGUUUGAGAAAGUACCUAAUUCAGAGCAGCUUGAUGGUUGUGCUGAGUUCGUCCUGUGUGCCAAAUGCAGAGCUUUAAAACACGCCUUUUCAACCACAUCCUGGUAAAUGGAGAAGAACGAGAGUGCAGCUCCUUUGUAUGGGGGGGAAAGGAUGCGACAGAUCUGUGUUGUGAUUAGCUGACAUCAGCUGCUGGAUUCCAUCUGUGUGGUCUUGGGAGUGGGGAGCAGUGCUGGGCAGCUUGGCCGUGUGUGCAAAGGCCUGCAGGAAACCCCCAGAGCUGCUGCUGAUGCCAUUGAGGUGUGCAGCCUUCUGUUCCCUGGCUGGGCCGUGCAGUCAUGCUUCUCCCUUACUUCUGUCUUAAUUCUUGGAGGCAGCGCUGUGCUUCAGGUGCACAGCUGUGCAGCCCGCGCUCUCUGUAGUGUGCAGCAUCUGAGCUGCUCUGCUCAGUGAGCAGGACUUUGGUGUUUCCUGGACCCUGUGCUCUGCAGCAUGCACCUUUGUGCAGUGCGGGUGUUCUGCAGAUCGCAGCCAGAUGGUGCAAUGGGCAAUUAGUGCAGUUUCCUGCACACGUGGCACAAGCGUUAGUUAUUGUAGCUUUCAGAUUCAGCAGACUUGUCUUAUCUAUGGACUGUGAGGAUCAAAGGCAUUAUUUGCAGCUCAGGAAGGACGGCAUGAUGAUGGUUUCGUGGGCAAAUUCCCUUCUCUGGUCAUCACCACGGUCUGAGUUUCUUACUAUGGAGUAAUGGGGCUGGAACGUAGGAUUUUGGCCUUUCUUCUAAAACCUUGUUAUCUUUGUUUCAGGAUAGAACGAGAGACACAAUUACUAGAUGUAAUUAACAAUGAGCAUAGAAUCUGUAUAUAUUGAGACUUUACAGAACUAUGGGGUGGGUGGGGGAGGAGGGCGGGAGGGGACGUCCAGCGCUGGUACGAAGUGGUCACUUUAACAUGAAACCUCUGCCUCAUUGAAUUCAGGGUUUAAUGUACUUGAAGCUCUGCAUUCCUUAUCCAGCUUUGUUUAUUUAUACAUCCCUUGUUUUGUGUACGGCAUUGAAGAUGUGUUCACCUCCCUGCUGCCAGCCCUGCUCCCGUGGCACGUGGAGCUCCGCGGUGCCGCCCGGGCAGCGAUGGCCGUUUGUGUUUGGUCUCAGCUUUCCCCCGCCUUACCUUCGUGUAGCAAAAUGGUUUGCACUUCUGAUACACUCCUAUCCUUUGGAUGUACUCACAGUGUUGUUCUAAGGAGGAAAAAAGAAGCCGUUUCCUAUCGUGUCGUGUUGCUGAGCGGCGGAUUCGGGUCCUUGUGCUCCCGUGAGGGGCUCUCACUGCUGGAGAGGGGGAAACGGAGCGGAGAUCUGAGCUUUGCACGGGAGAUGAGUGGGAGUGAAUGGGAAUCAAUCUCCUUUGCACGGGUAAUCAACGUGAGAACAGAAGGGCGCGCAGCACGCGUGGCUCCGUGCCGGCUGUGAGCUUUUGGUCCCUUCUCUGGGCGAAGGUGGGAGCCCCGCACUCACUGCUGUGUGUCCGUUUGGUGCCACUUCUCCCUCCUCAUCGCAGGGGAUGGCAGCGACCGCCUGCGGGGAUCCAUGGGGCCUCCACGGCGUCCUCAGUGCGUGCGCUUUGUUCCCCUGCACCAAACUCUGUGGGUUCUGUGAGAUGUUCUUUGACCGAAAUCACUUUGAGUCUUUACCUGCAGCGCAUCAGCAGUCACCGAAGUCACUGUAGGGCUGGGAAGCCGACCCGGAGCUCCGGGUGCCGUUCUGGGGUGUUACCAUGCAAUGGUUGGUGUUGCCAAACGUGGGCUUUGAGAAAUGCCAUACGGGGGGUUGUGUCGUUCGGCCUGCGUUCUCUUGCAUAGUGUGAAGCCUGUAAAGCUCGGUUACCCUGUACAUAGGUAGCUUAUUGUCAGCCGGUUCUAGCGUACUUAGCCUUGCCUGUAAUAUUUUAGCUUCUUACUGAAUGUGUGUGAUGGUAGGACAUAUAAUUUUUGUACAUUAUAUUUACUGAGAUGUUGCCUUUUUUAUUUUACAAAUACUUUGGAAUUCAGAUGUGUUUUUGCUUCCGUGAGGAUUCAUUUGGAAAGGUUUUUAAAUGACAUUCCACCGAUUUGAACUUUUGCUUGAGGUUGACUUCAAUAAAUCGUUCUGAAUGUUCCAACGCCGGCCGCCUCCCCCCUUUCUUCCGGGGCCGGGAUUCGAACUCGCGGCGCCGCACUCUGUCCCGGGGCGGGGUCACGCGGUGGGCGCCAUGCGGCGGGCGGGCGCGGCGGGGCUGGCGGCGGAGGCGGCGGUGCGGGCGGCGUUGGCGGCGGUGUGUGCGGCGAUGGAGCUGCUGCCGCCCUUCCAGCGCGUGGUGCAGCCCGAGGAGAUGUGGCUCUAUCGCAACCCGUACGUGGAGGCGGAUCGCGUUCCCACGGCGCCGAUGUUCUUCAUUGCAUUCCUGUCUCCAGUGCUGCUCAUCAUCCUGGCCCGGCUGUUCCUGGGUGCUGACCACGAGGACACGCGGGAGGCGUCCCUGGCUGCCAGCCUUGCUCUCGUCCUCAACGGGGUCUUCACCAACACCCUGAAGCUCGUGGUGGGCAGGCCACGGCCAGACUUCUUCUAUCGCUGCUUCCCGGACGGACGGGUGAACGCAGAGCUGACCUGCACGGGUGACCCCGGCGUGGUGGCUGAGGGACGCAAAAGCUUUCCCAGCGGGCACUCCUCCUUCGCCUUUGCUGGCCUGGCCUUCUGUGCCUUCUACCUGGCCGGGAAGCUGCACUGCUUUGCUCCUGGCCGGCGAGGCUCAGCGCUGCAGCUCUGUGCUUUCCUCCUCCCCCUGUUCAUCGCCACGCUCAUCGCCGUUUCCCGCACCUGUGACUACAAGCACCACUGGCAAGAUGUGCUGGUUGGCUCGGCAAUGGGCUUUGUGCUGGCGUACCUCUGCUACAGGCAGUACUACCCUCCUCUGAUGGACUCCGUGUGCCACAAACCAUUCCUGUCUAUCUCUAAACAACUGCCAGCACACCAAGAAAAGCCUGCGGCUUCCAGCUUUCACCUGGACAUUUAGUGAUGAUCUGUGUCCUGCUGGCACCUCUCCUUCUGCACCAUGAGUGUCAGGGCAGGGGAAGGCUGGCCAUGGCACACAGGAUGUGUCUUAGGUGGUAAGCUGCCCUGCUCAGUGGGUGUGUGUGGCUUCAUUUCAAUGAGUUCUGUAGGUGUCCCUUCCUUUGGACCUGCUGGGAAGUGAGCUGAGCUUCAGCACGUGAGCCUGCAGGACAGCCUGGCUUCAGAAGGUCCUGCACUGAAAACUGGAAAAAUGUGAUAUGUGCCAUGGCUGUGGGUGUCCCCGGGUUGGUCCACAACGAAGCACAGUCAGAGGUCUCCCUUCAGUGCAGCUGAGCUGCCCCAUCCCUUCCCAUGGGAUGCGUGUGUCAAAGUGAAGGGCAGGGCCUGUUGUGGUGCUGGGAUUAAAUGCAUCUCAUCAGUCAGAGGUGAACUAAUUUGGAGCAAUGAAUGCAAAGCUACAGCCUUUGACCGUGGAUUGAGUGGGGGAGACCGAAGAUGCAACUCACAUGAUUGUUAUUUGUGUUACUGUGCUGGCUCUUUUCUCUUCCUAAUUUGGCAAAUAAAGGAGUUUAAAUUUAAAAUGA